UAGCAUACAAGCUGCUUAGACAGGAUGGUAAUGUUGGGUUGAGUGAACACUGUACAAAAAGACUGAUAAAGGUGAACAUGGACUUGGCACAUCUUAGUCACUGGUGUCAAUAUGAAAUGAGAUGUACGUCAACUAAACUGCCAUGACUCACACCUAAAGUGUUGGUAUUGUUGUUGAAAGCAGAGACUGGGUAGUAUUUCAAUCAGGAAAUGUGUCCUUUCCCUUUAGGGUUUGAUUCCUUUGUGUUUUAAUGGAGAGGACGGGUGGAUAGAGAGAAAAUGGUUAAAAAUCAAGAUAAGAAACAAGCCCUGGGGUAGGCACCUAGGAAUUCAUUAUUCAGGCACACAUCAAUGAAGGGGAGUGAAUGAGAACUGAUGUGUGAACUACCGCCUGAAUUGAUAUUCAGCCAGUGCUUCUAUGGGAUGGCUAAGUGGCUAUAGCUUUCCACAUCCCUGCGUUAUCAGCUAUGAGUCAACACAUAGUACAUCUGCUGAUAAACCUAGCAGAGGAGCAUCAGGAAGACAUAGCUGCCAUUGAUUUAUAAAAGCAUGAAGGCUAAUGGAUGCUCGCCCCAAACGCUGUGGAUAUUGGAUAUGAAACCCCUGACUUUCAUUUGUUGCUUGAGGAGAUUUCAUUACCUUUGGAAAGCAGUGGUCAAUGUGAAUCGUACCAUCUGGGUACAACACCUCAGCACACACACACCAGCAAACAGUCCUGCUCUGUAAAAGGAGAAAUCAAAAGCACUUUCUCCAACAUCAUCACUCAGUCAACACACAGACUUGCCCUUCCUGUCAACAUGGGCAACAUGCGCAAUGUCUCAGAGGAGUGGUUCCAGAGUCUGCACAGCUGGCACCUGGACUUGUUCUUCAUCCCCACCACCCUCCUCACCAUCGUCACCCUACUGGCCAACCCCGUCCUGCUAGCGUGCAUCCUGCUCAGCCACACCCUGUGCCAGGAGACCCGCUACCUCCUCGUGGCCAACACCCUGGCCGCCGAUAUCAUCUUCCUCCUGCUCAACCUCACCACCGUGGUCUGCAACGCCCUGAGCGUGGAGAUGCUGCGGCUGCUCUGCGACUUGGUGUCCGCGGCGACGGUCACGGCCUACUGCUGCGCCAUCCUCACUGUCACCCUCAUGGUGGCCGACACGUACGUGGCGGUCCGCUGGCCGCUUCACUACCACGACCUGCUCCCGCUGGCCCGCGCCAGGCGCAUCCUGGCCGGGGUGUGGGUGGGGGCGGCCAUGUACCCGCUGUCCCAGGUCAUCCUGAUGGAGGUGAUGGGGGACAACGUGCGUCAGAGGCCCGCCAUGUGCCUGGUCCUCAUCUCCCUGGGAACCAUGGGGGGGAACACCAUAAUCGGGGUCCAUUUGUACUUUGCCACCGGCGUUUUCCUGUGCAGCUUUUUGAUCCUGUACUGCUACAUCCGCCUCUACAUGGUGACCAAGACCCAGGGGAUCUGGCAGAGCCGCUACUCCCGAGCCCGGGUCACCCUGCUGGCCCACGGGGUUCUGCUCCUGCUCUACUUCGGACCGGGCCUGGUGUUCACCGUGGAGCUCUUCCUGUUGAGUAACGAGCGCGUGAGCCUGGACGUGCGGGUGUGGCUCAACACGGUCAACAUGUGCGUGUUGACGCUGCUACCCCGACUGUGCGCCCCCUUCCUGUACGGUAUGAGGUACAGGGAGAUCUCGGACACUAUGCUGCACCUGCUGCAUCGAUGCUGGAGGCCCAGUCAGGUCACCGGGGUCUAGACACACACACACACACACCUGCUGCUGCUGCUGGAGAGGGCAUUCAAUAAAGGCAUCAGAGCUACAUGAAAUGAAGACAUUGAUAUAUUAUGUGAAAGACCAAUUGUCUUAAAUGUAUUAAAAGUUGUUUAAUUCAAAGUAUUUACCCCAAUCGUGUAUUCAGUCACAGUCCCUCAUACAUAUUUAUACCCAAUGUGACUCGAUUUCUGUUUCUGUCCAGAAAUGAACAAAAUAUUUCAAAAAUGAUUAAA
Messenger RNA from Osmerus eperlanus (European smelt), 1998 nucleotides. Its product is annotated as probable G-protein coupled receptor 148. Gene Ontology annotation, cellular component: membrane. Gene Ontology annotation, molecular function: olfactory receptor activity; G protein-coupled receptor activity; odorant binding. Gene Ontology annotation, biological process: G protein-coupled receptor signaling pathway; detection of chemical stimulus involved in sensory perception of smell. NCBI's taxonomy places the organism in Eukaryota, Metazoa, Chordata, Actinopteri, Osmeriformes, Osmeridae. The record is from RefSeq and is a predicted model, not a curated record. Bases 563 to 1747 code for a protein of 394 amino acids. The transcript has 2 exons.